This is a messenger RNA of Suillus paluster, 1478 nucleotides long. Its product is annotated as glycoside hydrolase family 16 protein. The record is from RefSeq and is a predicted model, not a curated record. The transcript is spliced from 11 exons. Gene Ontology annotation, molecular function: hydrolase activity, hydrolyzing O-glycosyl compounds. NCBI's taxonomy places the organism in Eukaryota, Fungi, Basidiomycota, Agaricomycetes, Boletales, Suillaceae. Bases 294 to 1247 code for a protein of 317 amino acids. Gene Ontology annotation, biological process: glucan catabolic process.
ACGAUAAUUGUCCAUGUUCAGUCUAGGAGCAUAUCGUUCUGGAAAAGCACCAGACUGAGUGGCGUUUUGUGGUAUGGAGCACAUGCUUCUGACCAUUCCAUAUCGUUGCUGCGUUGGCUGUGGGUUGUCAAAUAUUUUCUUUAUCUGGAGGUAAGAGGAACGGGGAACGUGAUUAAAUCAGCUAUUGGCUUUCAUUGCUAUAAAGACCUUUCAGAGGUAAGACAUGGGCCAGAAAUUGCUUGCUCAACCACCGGUUGACCACUCCUCGCUUAUCUCUCGAGUCUUUCUACAUCAUGCGUAUCAACUAUCUUUUUUUCGUUAUCUUGACCCGCGCUGUGCACACGACAUUGGGUGCGACGUAUUACAGGACGAGCCAACUCGCAGGCCAGAGCUUCCUUGACGCGUUUAAUUUCCAAGCCAUCUCGGACCCUACCAACGGCAGAGUGACCUAUGUCGACGAGAGUACCGCCCAAGCGGAUGGACUCGUUUCAGUGGCUAAUAACAAACUCACUCUCCGAGCAGACUAUACUACGCGGCUGUCUUCUUCCGACCCAGGAAGAAAAUCUUUUCGAAUCCAGUCAAAUUCCCAGUAUACAACUCAUGUGGCAAUUUUCGACAUUGCGCAUAUGCCACAAGGUUGUGGGACAUGGCCGGCUGUUUGUGAAGUCGGGGGAAACUGGCCUAAUGAAGGCGAAGUGGAUAUCGUAGAAGGUGUCAACGAUCAAACGCCUAACAGAUGCAGUCUACACACAAGUUCCGGUUGCACAAUGCCCUCUUCUCGCUCAAUGACGGGUACUGUCGAUGGUACAGAUUGCAGCGCAUACGAUAACUACAAUGCAGGAUGUGGGGUCGAGUUCAAUGACAACCUGAGCUAUGGCCCGAAUUUUAACAACAACGGGGGUGGCUGGUACGCGGUAGAACGGAGUUCAAGCUACAUCAAAGUUUUCUUUUGGGAGAGGACGAGUGGUUCCGUUCCAAGCGACGUCAAGUCUCCCGGGUCAAGCAUCAAUACUAGCAAUUGGGGGACACCCGUCGCAUAUUUUCCCAGUACUGAUUGCAACUUUUCUACUUACUUUGGAGCACACAACAUCAUAAUCAACCUUACAUUCUGUGGAGAUUGGGCAGGUAGCAGCUCAGCUUACUCCGCGUCCGGUUGUCCGUCUACAUGCGUCGACUACGUAAACAACAACCCGUCAGCAUUCAGCAACGCUUAUUUCGAGUUCAACUCGUUGAACAUCUACCAGUGAGGCGAGCCUUUUGUAUGAAAUGCCGUGCUAGCAGUUACGAAGUAUUAAAUUGUAUUAACAUUGUAUACCCAGAAAUCAGGGGCUAAGUAAAUGCUUACAAGCAGUUUUGAUCUCUGGGUGUGAUAUGGAGAUGAAUCCUGCCUAUGGCGAGCUGGCAAUGAUGCAACUUGUAGUGGUGAACGCAUUAAGUCCGGCAACCUCGCGGCGUUGGUGUCCUGUAGACAGAAACGG